AUGUCCUGUGUCACAGAGGAUCGUGUUUCAGCGGCUCGGGAAGCUAUCGCCCGGCUGGAGAAGCGGAUUAACCAGUUCGAAAAAGCCCAGAAGUCGCGUCAAGACCUCGCGGCUGCGCUCGCAGCGCUUCAACAGGAGAGAGACAGUCUGGCGGUCCAAACGGAUGAAUUGCUCGGCCAGCUUGGCGAGCAUUUCAUGGAGGUCACCGAUCUACGGGCCGAACGGGAUCAGGCGCAAGAGAGGUUGUCUAACAUCGCUUCUCUACCCCAUUCGGCCCCGAGUCACAAACGAGCACGCUCUGAGUCCGAUUCUCCAGCCCGGCCUGCUCGCGUCUCCAAAGCCGCUCGAUCGGCUUCAGGUCCCUUCCCUGCUAGCGCUUUGAGUCAGGGCCCUACGUCUAGGUCCUCGAUUGAGGUGUUGUCUGCUGUAGCUUCCGACCAGAAGGCUGAGGAGCCGGUGUCGUCUCCUUCGUUCGCUGGUCUUCCUGAUCAUCCUCCUCGAUCUGCUUGCUCGAUCGACCACCCCGGGUGGCAGCAGAGGCGCUUCGUCCCCUCCUGCAGCGUCCGAGCCGGGCGCGCUUUCCGACGAUAG
This is a messenger RNA of Phytophthora nicotianae INRA-310, 591 nucleotides long. RefSeq lists its product as hypothetical. The record is from RefSeq and is a predicted model, not a curated record. The transcript has a single exon. Bases 1 to 591 code for a protein of 196 amino acids. NCBI's taxonomy places the organism in Eukaryota, Oomycota, Peronosporomycetes, Peronosporales, Peronosporaceae.